Molecule: messenger RNA, 1316 nt
Organism: Oncorhynchus mykiss (rainbow trout)
Lineage: Eukaryota; Metazoa; Chordata; Actinopteri; Salmoniformes; Salmonidae
Product: ferritin
Biological process (GO): intracellular iron ion homeostasis; iron ion transport
Cellular component (GO): cytoplasm
Molecular function (GO): ferric iron binding; ferrous iron binding
Source: RefSeq, a predicted model, not a curated record
AGUACUUAUUUAAUGUUGUUGACGGGUCAACGUUGAAAAGUCUCUGCAAGAUAGUGCAGUUUCUCAAAUAAACUAACGUUUCUAGUGAUUAGAAACAAAGGGAGAACAGAUGCAGUCGCAGGUAAAUCACAACUUCCACCCAGAGAGUGAGGUGAACAUCAACAAGCUGGUGAACAUCAAGCUGACUGCAUCCUACACCUACCUCUCCCUGGGCAUGUAUUUCGACAGGGACGAUGUGGCUUUGCGCAGCUUCUCUAGUUUUUUCCUGGAGCGCUCUGUGAAGGAGAGAAAGCAGGCAGAAAAAUUGCUGGAAUACCAGAAUAUGAGAGGCGGUCGCGUUCUCCUUCAGCCCAUCGCUAAACCCAGCAGGGAGGACUGGCUAGGUGGCCUGGAUGCCAUCACCUUCUCCCUGGAGUUUCAGAAAACCCUCAACACGUCCCUCCUCGAGGUGCACCGUGGUGCCAACACUCACACUGACCCCCAUCUGUGUGACUUCCUAGAGCAGCACUUCCUGUCCGACAGCCAUGACACCAUCAAGAAGCUGGGUGACCAUCUAGGCAGCCUGACCCGCCUCACUUCCUCCGAGACCCAUGGCUCCAUGGGAGAAUACCUGUUUGACAAGCACACCCUGUAAGACUCACAGCAAGAAGAGAGCACAGCUUUCACACAGGGACUGGAGUCUGGAGAGUUGCAUUUCCGUUACAAGUAGCACUAAAGUGGGAUUUAGCAAUAGAACCACAUACCUCUUACAGUACGUACAGAAAACAAUGCAAGACCAUGGAACAGUUGAAUACCUCAACACCCGUUUACCACUUCUGAUGUGAACAGUGGUUACCACUGACAAACAAAAAGGUGUAAUGGGUUCGCACUCAAAGAUAUGUCGCAUAAAGCUUACUAUUCAAUUUUUCUAAAUUAUUUUCACUGCAUCAGGGAUAGCGUACAAAGACAUUUCGGCUUUACAUCCUUCAGUGUGUAGGUACAAUUUUAUUUUAAUUUGAAACCGCAUUUUUAGAGAACAACCGAUGAGCAGCAGGUACUUCUGAUCAGGGUUGCCACUCAUCUGCCAAUCAGGUAUGUGUCUUUUCUGGCCUACCUGUAUACAAAUUAGUCACAGAGUAAUACAGAAUUAUAGGGUAUGGGAGUGGGCACGAAGGGCAACCGCCCCAGGUGUCCGUUCACCUAAACAACUCUGGUGCUAUAAGUCAACUUGGUUUCUGCCAUAGAGUUGAUCAAGCAUUCCAGCAGUAAAUAUGCUUCAUUGUGUUGUGCAUUCCUACAUACAGUGGGGCAAAAAAGUAUUUAGUCAGCCACCAAUU